GUGGAUAAGGGUCGGACGGGUUAAUUCCCUUGGACUAGGUUCUCUGGCUUCCCGGGGUGGAUAAGGGGGAGCUGAGGAGAAGUGUGGGUUGGCGGACCCGUGGGGGUGAUUGGAUGGGGGAGCUGUCAUAGGUGCUGGAGCUAGGGGCGCGGGGGGGGGGCUGUCGCACCCUCUGACUUGAAGUGGUUUCUGUUAUAUCCAGGGUUUACAGUUUGGUUCAGUGGCUCUCAGCACCCCCACUGUACAAAUUGUUCUAGCACCCAUGGGAGCUGUGCGGGGUGGGAAUGGUGGUGAAGUACAUAGGGAUGGGGCACUAUGGAUGUGGGGUUGGAUGGGGGAACUAUGAGGGUGGGAAUGGUGGUGAAGCACAGAGGGAUAGGACUAGGUGAGUCUAGGGGCCUCAUAGGUGCAUGCUGUUAAGUGGUCCCUGAAGUGAUCUCUGUGUGUAUGUAUGGUCCAUAAAGCAUCCUGGGGUACUUAAGGAUGAGUACUUGGUUCUGUUCAAAUGCUUUCAGACAGAAUUGUAUUGUGCAGCUCAUAGAUGCCAACCAUGUCUUUUUAUUGUAAACUUCCCAUGGUGCUGUUGUUUGGUGAGGAAUCUCUGGCCACGCUGAAGCAUGGUAGCAGCUGCUACCAUGUUUGAAAAUAAUUAUCCAUAAUAAUACCCAGAAAUUAUGUAGUACUUUUCACCCGUAGACCUUUAAUAUUUAUAAAGAAGGGUGAUCAUAAUCCCACUUUACAGAAGGGGAAGGGUGGGAGUGUUGGAGAAAGGAACAUGACUUGCCCAACUCUACAGAGAACAAAGGUCUCCAAGUUUCUAUUCCAGUGAACUGUCGGCUAGACCCUUCUGUCUUCUAGUUAUCAAGUGCAGUUCUGUAGUGUUAAAAAGGAGCAAUGGUUGGCGACUAUUAGAAUUUGGGUUCUCUGAUUUUUUUAUAAAAGUGGAUCGUGUUUCAUGUAUUCACCUUCCCUCCUAUUCAAAAUCUUGCAGACCUCUUUCCCUUCCAUUUGCAGUUAUAUCUCUGUCAGAUACAGAAAGUGCUUACACUCAACAUUAGAAAGUAUAAUGUAUUUGUAGCUACAUUUUAAUGUGGUUUAAAAGAUGUGACCAGCCAGUUCAGAGGAUCGCUAACAGGUGCCCAAUAGACUACAGUUUGGGAACCCCUGCAGUAGAGCAUGGUAUCUGUCAGCUAGCACAGUUUGGACAGCGCUUAUUAUUAUAAUUUGGAAUCCAUUUUCGUCUCUCUACCUGUGUGCUAGUUUUCUUUUACUCCUGGUCUUUGCUUCUUGGAGAGAAGCAAGUAAUAUGCAGUAUGAUUGCUCUGUCUAAAUACAUCAGAGGGAUAAAAAUUCCUCUCACACUCUGGUAAUUCAAAUUAAGUGUAAAUGUGAACACAAGAACAAAUGGCUAUAAACUGGCCAUCAGUAAGGUUAGCCUUGAAAUUAGACAAAAAACCAUCAGAGGAGUGAAGUUCUGGAACAGCCUUCCAAAGGGAGUAGUGGGGGUAAAAAACCUAACUGGUUUCAAGACUGAGCUUGAUAAGUUUAUGGAGGGGAUGAUAUGAUGGGACUGACUAUAAUGGCAUGUGGCCCAUCGGCAACUGUCAGUAGCAAAAAUCUGCAACUGCUGGAGAUGAGAUAGUAGAUGGGGAGGACUCUGAGUUGGUACAGAGAAUUCUUUCCCAGGUAUCUGUCUGGUGGGUCUUGCCCACAUGCUCAGGGUCUAACUAAUUGCCAUAUUUGGGAUCAGAAAGGAAUUUUUCCCCAGGUCAGAUUGGCUGGGAUUUUUUUGCCUUCCUUUGCAGCAUGGGACAUGGAUCACUUGCAGGUUUAAAUUAAUGUAAAUGGUGAAUUCUCUGUAACUUGAAGUCUUUAAACCAUGAUUUGAGGACUUGAGUAGCUCAGCCAGAGAUUAAGGGUCUAUUUCAGGCAGAGAUUUGGAGCAAUCAGAUUUUUGAAUUGCUGCGCUCUGGCUCUGGGGAAAAACCUACUGGUGCAUGCUCCAGCUCUGGGCUCUACUCCAAAGCCCUGAUUUCAGGAGUUGGUGAGGUUCUGUGUCCUGCAAUGUGCAGGAGAACACACUAGAUGAUCAUGAUGGUCCCUUCUGAUCUUGAAAUCUGUACGUGUAUUUGAGUGGGAAGGUGGUCAGCUGAAUCUGGUGGGACCCAUCUGUUACCUGCUUAAAUAACAGUCUGUUUUGCUCUGUGGCAUCCUCUGGCUCACAAGUAUCAGUAGAUUAGUAGCCAUUAGGAAUUUGGAACUUAAAUCUACCUGGUUCCCUCUUCCUGAUUCUUACAAAGUCAAAUCUCAUGAUUUAGUUUAGAUAUAGGCUGACCAGGGGAAUAGGAGGUAGAAGGGAAUCAUCAUACAUAUUUACAGCAUUGCACAAUUGGAGAGGUGCACUUCUUGCGAGAGGGAAUAUGGUUCCAACCUUGAUAUGGAGCACUAGAUAUAUUGGCCAGUUUAUUAGGCAAUGCACUGGACUAAAUUCAGCCAGUGGUUUGAAUAGCUAUUCCAGAUUGACAUUAGUUAUGGCCCUAGAGUUGAGUUUUGUUUCUGCAGAAAGAAUUUAUGAGGGAAAUAAUAAGGUUCACAAACUUUCUGAAACUGAGGACCCCUUUGUCUAAUUUUUUGGGAAGAAGAAGAGGCAUUCACAAUUUGGAAAAUGAAGUUUGUUUUAGGAAUUCAUCCUAAUGCCCUGGCAUAUUCCAUGACCACACUGGGUGCUGGAAUGAUGAACAGUAUCUUCAAUUUCUACUAUGUUAAGCUUUUCUUAAACCAAUACAAGAUUUCAGAAGUAGCAUUUCAUCAAGCACAGGUAGUUUUUAUGAUCUGGAAUGCCAUUAAUGACCCUCUCUUUGGGUAUAUUCAAGACAACUCCAAAGUCCCAUGCUGCUCAAGACGUCAAUUUUCAAUUUUAUAUGGAGCGCCAUUGUAUGGUUUAGCUUUUCUGCUUCCCUGGUUUCCUUGGAAACAUUAUGAGGAAGGUGACUGGCUUAAUGGUCUUCACCUUAUUGUUGCUUUAUGUGCUUUUGAUGGCUUGCUUACAUUUGUGUUGCUAGCACAAUGUGCGCUCUUUGCAGAGAUUUCAACUAGACAUGAAAAUAGACUUCAGCUUAUUAAAUAUAACCAAGUGGCAACAUUAGUUGGAUCAACCAGCAUUCUUUUUUGUGGUCUAAUAUCAGAUAAUAUGGAAAAUUUUGCCUAUUUUCAAAUCUUUACUGUUUUGGUUGCAGCACUAGCUACUGCUUGUAUGUGUUACACUGGCAUAUAUAGCACAAGUCAGUAUGAACACAGAGAAACUCCUGUGGAGAACACUAGUUUAGAAAAUAAUGAUAAAGCUCUCUCCUGGUCCUCUGUAAUUUCAUUGACCAAACAGAUAAUGACGCAGAAAAACUUUAUACUUUUUGUGACCAUGAACUUCUUUCAAGUCUUCCAUCUAGCCUUCUGCAACAAUUUCAUGAUGAUCUUUGCGGAUAAUCUCAUCCCUAAGGAUGUCCUUUCCUCUUUUAUAAGAAGCAUCAUGUAUGGGGCUGGCUUUAUUUGUCCUCAGUGCCUUGUGCUUCUCAGUCAGACUUUGCUGAAGAAGUUUGGUUAUUACAGGAUCAUCUUGUUUUCCUUUUACUUAGAAGGAAUAGCUGCAGCUGUCAUGUUUGUUCUAGGACCAGAACACUACUACUUGCUGGCUAUUUAUCUCACAACAAACAUGGUAAUUGUUCAAGCGUCAUUCAGUUUGUUUAAUCUGCCCUUGGCAGAUAUUGUUGAUGCAGACUUAAUAAAACACAAACGGAGAUCACCACUUUCCUCCAUGGUUUUUGGUACCAAUGCUUUAUUUACUAAGCCUGCCCAGUCUUUGGCUCCUAUGCUUGUGGUUACAAUACUAAAUCAAUUUGGAUAUGAGAACCUGAAUAAUAAAUUUUCUCAGCCUGAUCCAAGUUUGUUUUUAGGUCUUCAUGAUGCUAUGUUCUACUUGAUCUGUCUGGUUCCACUUUGCAUUGCAGUUAUACAGAUUCUGACAUGGACUCUCUUCUCCAUCCAGAACAGUCAUAUAACAGCCACACAUUGAAUCUUUUAAUCUGUACAGGAAGGAUCUAGAUUUUGUGUUGAAUUGUACAUAGUAGAAUUAAUACAUUUAAAAUGUGAAAAAGCAGAAUUGUACUUAAUGGACUAUUAGACCAAAUGCAAUCUGAGCCAUUAAAUUAAAGCAGUCAUCUAUGGUGGCUAUAAAACAUAUCAUAAAGCACUCCCAGCCUUAACACAAAGCCUAUACAUAACCUUUUCUAGUUCAGUUACCAAACAUAUGGCAAUUGUAGGAAUGCUGCCAAUCUCCAGGGGACUCUACCGAGCAUACUGAGGAAGUGUCUUUACUCACUCCUUUGCUAAAGACAUAAAGGCAUGUCUGUUGUGUACAGAUAUUACUGGAUUUUGAGGGGAGUUAGCAUUAUGUAAUGGAUAUGGC
This is a messenger RNA of Gopherus flavomarginatus (Mexican gopher tortoise), 4459 nucleotides long. RefSeq names its product transmembrane protein 180-like. The coding region runs from base 2666 to 4066 and encodes 466 amino acids. The transcript is spliced from 7 exons. The record is from RefSeq and is a predicted model, not a curated record. Lineage: Eukaryota; Metazoa; Chordata; Testudines; Testudinidae.